This is a messenger RNA of Sclerotinia sclerotiorum 1980 UF-70, 453 nucleotides long. RefSeq lists its product with no specific name. The record is from RefSeq and is a predicted model, not a curated record. NCBI's taxonomy places the organism in Eukaryota, Fungi, Ascomycota, Leotiomycetes, Helotiales, Sclerotiniaceae. The transcript has a single exon. Bases 1 to 453 code for a protein of 150 amino acids.
AUGUCGAACCGUUUCGUCCCGAUUGAACCAGCUGUUCUUAACGAUGGUACUAACGGCAUGGAGGCAUUGCCGAUGGUUUGGGUUUGGGACGUCUAUCUAUGCGGAUGCGCCAUCUCUCGACCAAUGGAUCUCACAGAUGCACCAGAACGUCCAAAAUACAAACUGAAGGGCGAACUUUGUCCGUUGAGAGAUUGUGACCCUUGCAAACAUGCCGUAGAGUUCCUUGGCGAGGCCGUAAACAUCUAUGGAGAGCAAUAUAUGGAUGUACUUGUCCGGGAUCUCAAGCACAAAUGGGUAAUAGCCAGGGGGCCUGAUGCUUUCGUCGACGGCGACAAUCCUCCUCCCGAAAAGACACCUUUCUGGCUUCUCGCAAGUAUUUGGGAUCAAACGACGCUGAAAGAAUUUCAUGGCGGGAUUUAUGACGAAGCUAGGAACAGGGGAUUUAUUUUUUAA